UUCUUAGUGCUUGCCCCGCCCCCUCCGUGCCGGUCGGGCCGCUCGGUGCCGGCCGCGGUCCUGCCGCGCCGCUCGGUGCCAGUCCCGCCGCCGCCAUGCGUAGCCGCAGCAACUCAGGCGUGCGGCUGGACGGGUACGCGCGGCUGGUGCAGCAGACGAUCCUCCGGCACCAGGACGCGGUGACGGGCCUGCUCCCCGCCAGUGCCGACCACCGCGAUGCGUGGGUCCGGGACAACGUGUACAGCAUCCUGGCCGUGUGGGGGCUGGGCCUGGCCUACCGCAAGAACGCGGACCGGGACGAGGACAAGGCCAAGGCCUACGAGCUGGAGCAGAGCGUGGUGAAGCUGAUGCGGGGACUGCUCCAGUGCAUGAUGAGACAGGUGGACAAGGUGGAGGCGUUCAAGUACAGUCAGAGCACCAAGGACUGCCUGCAUGCCAAGUACAACACCCACACCUGUGCCACCGUGGUGGGGGACCAUGAGUGGGGCCACCUCCAGAUGGAUGCCACCUCCCUCUACCUGCUCAUGCUGGCACAAAUGACAGCCUCAGGCCUCCACAUAAUUCACAGCCUGGAUGAAGUCAACUUUAUCCAAAACCUCGUGUUCUACAUUGAAGCAGCCUACAAAACUGCGGACUUCGGGAUAUGGGAGCGCGGGGACAAGACAAACCAGGGCAUUACCGAACUGAAUGCGAGCUCCGUCGGCAUGGCCAAGGCUGCCCUGGAGGCACUGGAUGAGCUGGAUCUCUUUGGAGCAAAGGGAGGCCCGCAGUCGGUGAUACGGGUGCUGUCAGACGAGGUGCAGCACUGCCAGUCCAUCCUCCACUCGAUGCUGCCCAGGGCCUCCUCGUCCAAGGAGGUGGAUGCUAGCGUGCUCUCUGUCAUCUCCUACCCAGCGUUUGCUGUGGAGGACAGUGAGCUGGUGGAAAUCACGAAGCAAGAGAUCAUCACGAAGCUGCAGGGGCGCUAUGGCUGCUGCCGCUUCCUCCGGGAUGGAUACAGGACCCCCAAAGAGGACCCUAGUCGCCUCUACUACGAACCUGCAGAGCUGAAGCUGUUCGAGAACAUCGAGUGCGAGUGGCCUCUCUUCUGGGCGUACCUGAUCAUCGAUGGAGUUUUCAGUGGAAACAUGGAGCAGGUGGAGGAGUACCGGGAAGCCCUUGAGGGGAUUCUCAUCAAGGGGAAGAAUGGGAUGCGCCUGAUGCCAGAGCUGUACAGUGUCCCGCCCGACAAGGUGGAUGAGGAGUACAGGAACCCCCACACUGUGGACAGGAUACCCAUGGGCAAGCUGCCGCUCAUGUGGGGACAGUCCCUCUACAUCCUGGGCUGCCUGAUGGCUGAGGGGUUUCUAGCUCCCGGUGAAAUAGAUCCCCUCAACCGCCGGUUUGCGACUGUCCCCAAGCCCGAUGUGGUGGUCCAAGUGUGCAUCCUGGCAGAGACAGAGGGGAUCAAGGCUGUCCUGAGGAAGGAGGGCAUCGACGUGGAGACUGUGGCAGAUGUCUACCCCAUCAGAGUGCAGCCUGCUCGCAUCCUUAGCCACAUCUACGCCCGGCUGGGCCGCAACAAGCAGAUGAGCCUGACGGGACGGCCCUACCGGAACAUGGGUGUCCUUGGGACCUCCAAGCUCUACAACAUCAGGAAGAACAUCUUUACCUUUACCCCACAGUUCAUAGACCAGCAGCAGUUCUACCUGGCUCUGGACAACAAGAUGAUUGUGGAGAUGCUGAGGACAGACCUCUCCUACCUCUGCAGCCGCUGGAGGAUGACGGGGCAGCCAACCAUCACCUUCCCCAUCUCCCACACCAUGCUUGAUGAAACCGGCAGCAACGUGCACCCCACAGUGCUGGCAACGCUGCGGAAGCUGCAGGACGGGUACUUCGGUGGCGCAAGGAUCCAGACGGGUAAGUUGUCGGAGUUCCUGACAACGUCGUGCCGAACGCACCUCAGCUUUAUGGACCCUGGGCCAGAGGGUAAGGUCUUUGCCAAGAGUUACGAGCUCAGCAUUGGCAGCUUUGAGGAGCUAGACGCCGAGGAGUGGCUGCAUGGCUUGCAGAUAGCAGAGGAUGCGGACACAUACGAUGAGGUUGCUCAGUACCUGGACCACCUGCUGCAGCGCACGGUUCCGCAGUCGAACCUCCCUCCCACUGCCCAGCGGGGAGGGCUGAACCGCUUCCGAGCUGCUGUCCAUACCACCCGUGACCUCAUGUCCCUGGCAUCCAAGGCCAAGGACCUUCACAUCCAGGAUGUUGGCAUGUACGUCCCCAGCAAGAUCUUCCAGGCGUCCCAGCAGUCGGUCAAGCUGCUGAGUUCACCUGUCCAGCAGGAUGUGGAUGGCAAGAGCCACAUGCUCCAUGCAGAGAUGAACCUGCCCCGUGACAAGGAUGGCAACGUGGACUGCAAGGCACUGGUGGACCAGCUGCGCAUUUGCCCCACACUGCAGGAGCAAGCAGACAUCCUCUACAUGCUCCACAUCCUCAAGGGUCCCGACUGGCACACCGGGCUCGACAGCGAGCCUGGCCCCACUGUCAAGGAGCUCCUCACUGAGCUGUAUGUGCGCGUGGGGAACACGCGCCAGUGGGCUCUGAUCCGCUACAUCUCUGGCAUCCUCAAGAAGAAGGUGGAAGCUCUGGAUGAGGCCUGCACUGACCUCCUGUCUCACCAGAAGCACUUGACGGUGGGUCUGCCCCCGGAGCCGCGUGAGAAGACAAUCUCUGCCCCGAUGCCCUACGAGGAGCUCGUUCGCCUCAUUGAUGAAGCCAGCGAGAAGAACCUCAGCGUGUCCAUCCUCACCCAGGAGAUCAUGGUUUACUUGGCCAUGUACAUACGCACAGAGCCUGUACUCUUUGCUGAGAUGUUCCGCAUCCGCAUAGGGCUCAUCAUCCAGGUGAUGGCAACAGAGCUGGCGCACUCCCUGCACUGCUCGGCUGGAGAAGCCACCGAGAACCUGAUGAAUCUCAGCCCAUCCGACAUGAAGAGCCUGCUCUACCACAUCGUCUCUGGGAAGGAGUUCGGGGUGGAAAAAAGUGUGCGAUCAGUCGACUCAUCGGUCACCGCUGCUAUCUCCAUCUGUGAGGUGGGGGCUGUUGGGGCCACCAAGCCUGAGCGUGCUGGCAUCGUCAGGCUGAAAAGUGAGAUCAAACAGCAACUGGAAAAACGUAGGCAGUCUCUGACUGGGAAUAAGCCUCUCAGUUUGCAGUCCACGGAGGCCGACCUGACGUCCUCUCUGUCUGGUGGGCACUCAGAGCUGCUGGGCAAGGGCUCCUUUUCAAGCAUGCUGGAAGGCCAGGGCAGUAAGGACAGCCGCCAGGGCCAGUGGCAGCGGAGACGGCGACUGGAUGGGGCCCUCAACCGUGUCCCUAUGGGCUUCUACCAGCAAGUGUGGAAGGUUCUGCAGAAGUGCCAUGGCCUCUCUGUGGAGGGCUUUGUUCUUCCCUCUUCAACAACCAGAGAGAUGACCCCAGGGGAAAUGAAAUUUGCUGUGCACGUGGAGUCGGUUCUCAACCGUGUGUCCCAGCCAGAGUACAGGCAGCUGCUGGUGGAGACCAUCUUAGUGCUCACCAUGCUGGUGGACAUGGAGGUGCACACCAUUGGCAACAUCAUAGCUGUGGAGAAGAUCCUGCAAAUAGCAAAUGACCUCUUCUAUGAGGAGCAGAAAGCCCUGGGCGCUGAUGACCACAUGCUGGAGAGGGAUCCUGCCACGGGCAUCUGCUGCCUGCUGUACGACAGCGCGCCGAGCGGCCGCUUCGGCACCAUGACCUACCUGUCCAAGUCGGUGGCCAUCUAUGUGUACGACUUCCUGCCCGCCGACGGCUGCUCCAUGCAGUAGCUCUUGCGGCUCCUCUCCUCAGGUUGCAGGCACUGCAGGAGGAUUGUUUCAUACAGCUUUUAAAGGUGGACAUUAGGCUAGUUUGCAGGCAGCCUGCGUGGCCAUCUCUCCUCCCAGUCCUGGCCUGCGGUGGGCGCGGGGCUCUCCCGCAGGAGGCACGUGUGCUGAGCGGAGCUGGGCCUGCCCGCAGCCUGCGGAGCGAGGGCUGGCAGGGAAAGGCUGAGCUUUCAAACCUGCUUGUGUUAAAGUGUCUGCCUGCGUGGCUCCUCCUUGGCUAUUGCCCCUGGGGGGCCUGUGUCUGAGGGAAACAGAAAGUCCCCUCGCCAGGUGUGUGUGCUCGGCCCUGCAGCGCUCCUGCCCAGCUCACGCUCUCCCUGCCUCCAGCAGGUUUGAGGUUUUUAACCUGUUCCGUGCUGCUUUUUAUUCCAAAUCUGCAGGGUUUAUACUAGUGUAGGCUGGAGCUCUUGCUCCUCCUGCUGCUGAUGGAAAAGCUUUGUUAGAAGAAGAGGGGAUGCUGCCUGAGGCUCUCUCCCAGCACACCCAAAAUCAAAGCAGUCCUGUGCAGCCCAUCAUGCCCCUUUCAGGAGUCUGGUGUGUGUAGCUGGGGAGGCUGGGGGAGGCAGGAGCAUCCCAAGGUGGUAACAGAUCUCUGUUAGCACCAAGCUGUGAGUGCAGAGCUUCUGUCUGGCUGGGGGAUAUCGCCGGCAGCCGCUCCCUGCUGUCUCCUCUGCCCUGGCAGCAUUGCUAAUGGGCAAGUCAUAGAAUGAUUUGGGUUGGAAGAGACCCUUAAGAUCAUUGAGCCCAACCGUAAUCUUAACUCCAGCACUAAACCAUGUCCCUAAGAA
This is a messenger RNA of Columba livia (rock pigeon), 4669 nucleotides long. It is a transcript of the gene PHKA1, whose product is annotated as phosphorylase kinase regulatory subunit alpha 1. Bases 96 to 3824 code for a protein of 1242 amino acids. Gene Ontology annotation, biological process: glycogen metabolic process. The record is from RefSeq and is a predicted model, not a curated record. NCBI's taxonomy places the organism in Eukaryota, Metazoa, Chordata, Aves, Columbiformes, Columbidae. Gene Ontology annotation, molecular function: calmodulin binding. The transcript is spliced from 33 exons. Gene Ontology annotation, cellular component: phosphorylase kinase complex.